AUGAUUGCAGCAUAUUGGAUUGAAAAAGAUGGUUCAGUAACUUAUAUUAGAUUUAAAGAAGAUAAACCAGGUAUUGAAUACCAAAUACCAAACUGGGAUAAAGUUGGUAACACUAGCAAACGAGUUUAUCAUAAUUAUAAUUUAGGAAGAAGAAACUUAUCCAAAGUUAAAGUAACAAAUAAUAUUCCUAUACCUCAAAUUGUUUCAUCUCCUCCAACACCAGAAUUAGAUUCAUUUCCACCAAUCCAUCAAGUCGAUGCAAACAGUGUAAGUGAUAGAGAAUUUAAUAUUCCAAAUGAAAUCUUUAAACAAAAACCAGUUAACUUAGAUGAAGUUGAAAAUUUGAAUAUUGAAGACUUGUUUUGA
This is a messenger RNA of Trichomonas vaginalis G3, 366 nucleotides long. RefSeq lists its product as uncharacterized. The transcript has a single exon. Bases 1 to 366 code for a protein of 121 amino acids. The record is from RefSeq and is a predicted model, not a curated record. Lineage: Eukaryota; Parabasalia; Trichomonadida; Trichomonadidae.